Messenger RNA from Ostrinia furnacalis (Asian corn borer), 2476 nucleotides. RefSeq lists its product as uncharacterized. Gene Ontology annotation, biological process: proteolysis. The transcript has 13 exons. NCBI's taxonomy places the organism in Eukaryota, Metazoa, Arthropoda, Insecta, Lepidoptera, Crambidae. Gene Ontology annotation, molecular function: serine-type endopeptidase activity. The annotation marks the transcript as partial. The record is from RefSeq and is a predicted model, not a curated record.
GAAUGCACCGGUACUUUUUAUGUACUCUUACCCCUUCUGUCAUGAUGACUGACGACGCUGACGGCAACAAAACAUGACAGAACUCGCAAUAGCAACAGCAAAUAAUAAAUGAUAAAUUUUGCGUUUUGUAAGAGUGGUUCAAUAGCUAGCGUGUGUGUAGCGCGUCGGUGGCGGCGCGAGAGCGGCGAUGGCGCGCGCGCUUGGCGCGGCGCUGUUGUUCGUGUGCGCGGCGGCCGCCGCGAGCGAGUUUGGUGUCGCAGCAGCAGAAUCUCCAGAUUCAAGUAGCGAGGAGGCGGACGUGGACGACGAUGGUGAAGGAGACUUCGCACCAUUCAUGAUAGUGGUGGAGCACACGGACGGGUGGCGAUGCUCGGGCUCGCUGGUGUCGCUGCGCACGGCGCUGACGUCGGCGUGGUGCGCGCGCGGGCGCGGCCCGCUGCCGGCGCGCGAGCUGUGGGCGCUGGCCGCCGCCGCCGCCGCGCCGCCGCCGUCCAGCCCCGCCGCCGUGGCCGCCCGCCUGCACGGCGCCCGUCGCGUCGCCCGCGUCGCCGUCGCCACCGGCGCCGACGCGGAGGUGGGCGAUGGCCCGGACACGGCGCCGGAGUCGUGGCGCGGCGGAGCGCUGGACUUGGCGGUGGCGGAGCUGGAGGAGCCGUUCGGCAGCGCGGCGCGCGCGCGGCCCAUCCUCAUGGCCACGGCGGGCGCAGAGUGCGCGGGCGGCGCGGCGUGUCACGUGUCGCGCGCGCUGCCGCCGCCCGCGCCGCGUCGCGCGCGCCUUCGCAUCGUGAGCGCCGACGUGGUUCCACCCGAGCGCUGCGCGCGCGCCGCCGUCUACUGGACCGCCGUGCGCGAUCGUGCUCUCUGUCUCGUCGGCCCCGAACUUUGUUCGAGCGACUGGGGCGGGGGCGUGGUGUGCGGCGGCAAGCUGUGCGGCGUGCUGAGCCGCUCGGUGCGCUCGGCGCCGGCGCCGGGCGCGGGCGGCGCGGCGGCGAGCGAGGAGUGCGGCGACACGCAUGCAGCGCAGAGCGUUUCGCUUUGGCGGCGAUUUUUGCACUGCGCCCAUACGUUACGUGCUUGUGGCCGCGGCGGCGACUGCGCAGACCUGUGCGUGGAGCGGCGGCUGGUGGAGGAGCCGGAGCCGCCGGCCUCGGAGCCGCCAGCGCCGCCGCCGCAGCCCACGCGUCCCCGGAAGCCCACCGUCACCACCAUCACCACCACGCCUAGCGUCUUUUACUACCCCACCCACACGGAGAUGCUGCGCGCCUCGCCGCGCGCGCGCCCCAGCCCCACGCGCGCGCCUCCCACGCGCUCGGCCGCGCCCGCCGCGGCCCACGCGUCGUCCCCGUCGCGAUCUACUCGGGCGUACUUGAAGGCGGGCGAGUACGGCGACAACGCGGCCGACUACGGCGGGGAGGAGCCGGCCGCGCCGCCCGCCGAGCGCCGCGCCGCCGGCCGCCAGCCCGACGCGCCCGCCGCCCGCGGCCCGAGCCUCCUGGUGGAGCACACGGACGGGUGGCGAUGCUCGGGCUCGCUGGUGUCGCUGCGCACGGCGCUGACGUCGGCGUGGUGCGCGCGCGGGCGCGGCCCGCUGCCGGCGCGCGAGCUGUGGGCGCUGGCCGCCGCCGCCGCCGCGCCGCCGCCGUCCAGCCCCGCCGCCGUGGCCGCCCGCCUGCACGGCGCCCGUCGCGUCGCCCGCGUCGCCGUCGCCACCGGCGCCGACGCGGAGGUGGGCGAUGGCCCGGACACGGCGCCGGAGUCGUGGCGCGGCGGAGCGCUGGACUUGGCGGUGGCGGAGCUGGAGGAGCCGUUCGGCAGCGCGGCGCGCGCGCGGCCCAUCCUCAUGGCCACGGCGGGCGCAGAGUGCGCGGGCGGCGCGGCGUGUCACGUGUCGCGCGCGCUGCCGCCGCCCGCGCCGCGUCGCGCGCGCCUUCGCAUCGUGAGCGCCGACGUGGUUCCACCCGAGCGCUGCGCGCGCGCCGCCGUCUACUGGACCGCCGUGCGCGAUCGUGCUCUCUGUCUCGUCGGCCCCGAACUUUGUUCGAGCGACUGGGGCGGGGGCGUGGUGUGCGGCGGCAAGCUGUGCGGCGUGCUGAGCCGCUCGGUGCGCUCGGCGCCGGCGCCGGGCGCGGGCGGCGCGGCGGCGAGCGAGGAGUGCGGCGACACGCAUGCAGCGCAGAGCGUUUCGCUUUGGCGGCGAUUUUUGCACUGCGCCCAUACGUUACGUGCUUGUGGCCGCGGCGGCGACUGCGCAGACCUGUGCGUGGAGCGGCGGCUGGUGGAGGAGCCGGAGCCGCCGGCCUCGGAGCCGCCAGCGCCGCCGCCGCAGCCCACGCGUCCCCGGAAGCCCACCGUCACCACCAUCACCACCACGCCUAGCGUCUUUUACUACCCCACCCACACGGAGAUGCUGCGCGCCUCGCCGCGCGCGCGCCCCAGCCCCACGCGCGCGCCUCCCACGCGCUCGGCCGCGCCCGCC